GUUUACAAUGUACUUCCAUCUUUCUUUAACUCACGACCAUAUCCCCUCUCUGUCUUUGAAGCGUCAUCUAGACAAUCUAGCUGGGUUCGACUCGACUGGACGGAUUUCAUUCGUUAUUCAACUGCAGUUCAGAAUUAUUAUACUCGCAUUCAUUCGAUCAAUAAAUAAGAGAAUAUAACCUCAAAAUUUGGUUAUUUACGAUUACUUUUAAAGAAAAAGUCAUGUGCAGUUGGUUUAUAUUUCGGACUAGUGUUUUAUUCUAGUUUAUAUCCAGUGUUAUAGUGUUACUUUUAAGCUUUUUGGGAUUAAGUGCUCUUAUUUUUAAAAAUGUGGUGUAUUAUAUGUAAUACUAGUAGUUACUGUCUCCUCAACAUCAUAUAGUAGUUGAUCCUUGGGCAUGGCAUUAGCGUGCAAUGUUAGGCUGUAGCACGGUAUGUCCCAACUGCAAGCACGAAUUCCAGUGCUGUACACCCAACCAGCCAUGUUGCAGCAGCGUCAGGAGGUCCUUACAUGCCCUCAGCGGCGGUGGUUUGGUUACCACACUCGCUCCAACCCCAUCGAGCCCCUGCCUGUCCCCACAGGUCUCUCCCAGCGUUCCACUGGCCUUCAUCCUGCCACCUUUCGCCACCCCUCUUCAACGAGCACCAGCCCCUGCGGAUGCGAAACCGGAAACCGAGUUACAAAGGUUAUCGGAUACCGUUCGGGCUCUUCGCCAAUCCGGUUGGUACUAUGAAGGCGUCACCUAUCAGCAGAGCCACGAACUACUCAAAGGGACCAGUGUAGGAACGUUUUUAGUGCGGAACUCUUCGGAUCCACAGUUUUUGUUUUCCUUAAGCGUGCAAACGGAGCGCGGCCCAACAUCCGUUCGUUUGUUUUACAUCAACGGAUAUUUCAGGCUUGACGCGCAACCGCAUUUGCAAGCCGCCAUGCCUAUGUUUCCUAGCGUUAUAGACUUAAUCCAACAUUACGUGCAGCAGUCACGCGUGUGCAGGAGCAACGCCCAAGUGUGGGUGGAUCAACAAGGAAAAUGGUACUCUUCUAUUCUUCUUGACAAGCCACUCAGGAAGAAAUCUGAACCAUGCAGUUUGAAACACCUGGCUAGGAUGGCUAUACAUAAGGCAGUUCAGUCUUCUGCUAAGCCUAGACUACUCAUGCUGCCACCUCCACAUACUCAGUUAGAACUACCUAAUUCUUUGAUUUCUUAUUUGUCGGAGUACCCUUUUUCCCUCUAAAGAUGGAUGCUUUAAUAUUGUCGCCGUUUCUUGUACAAAGUUACCAUAGAAAAUUUAUUUUAGUACAUUUAUAAACUUUGCAACUUCUAUUAUUUGAAUUUUAGCCAUCAAUUUUUCUUUGGUUACAAUUUGAUAUAAAAUUAAUUUCACACUACAUACUUCUCAGAGAUAAAUUUUGUAAAUAUUAUUCUUUAAUUAAUUCAAAAUGAAAAAAUAAUUGAUAAUAACCAGGGGAGAAUUCUUUAUAUCUAUGUAAAAAACAAAUGUAACUAAAUUGAAUAAUUAUAGAAGUGGUUCCUCUUUCAUAUUAAAAAUGUUUAAAUCUAACAUCACAAUCAUGUGGAUUUUUUAAUUGUUUAAAGUUUUGUAGGACGUUGUGAAAUGCGUGUGUUAUGUGUUACAUUAUUUAUAUUGUAAGAUUUACCAAAGAAAAAUGAUAUGCUCGAAUAUGAUAG
Messenger RNA from Psylliodes chrysocephalus, 1687 nucleotides. NCBI's taxonomy places the organism in Eukaryota, Metazoa, Arthropoda, Insecta, Coleoptera, Chrysomelidae. The record is from the annotation of a GenBank genome assembly.